Dromaius novaehollandiae (emu) is the source of this 3066-nucleotide messenger RNA. Its product is annotated as caspase-8-like. The coding region runs from base 777 to 2210 and encodes 477 amino acids. The record is from RefSeq and is a predicted model, not a curated record. Gene Ontology annotation, biological process: apoptotic process; regulation of apoptotic process; proteolysis. Lineage: Eukaryota; Metazoa; Chordata; Aves; Casuariiformes; Dromaiidae. Gene Ontology annotation, molecular function: cysteine-type endopeptidase activity; protein binding. The transcript is spliced from 8 exons.
UGAGGGAAAGUGCGUGGGUUUUACCCAGCUUGGGGGAUUCAUCAGUGCUUGCUGCACUCCUUCAGUGUAACUCUAGUAAUACAGAGCUGUGCCAGAAAGAAAUCAGCUAAAAACCAAAAAAUGAUGGUUGGUUUCUGUCAAGGUUUACUGGUGGCAUACAGAGGCAUAUGUGCAGAUGCACGCACUCUACCUACAGAACUAAAAAAUGAUUGCCACUUGUGCUACUCUUGUUUAGACAAAUUGAAGUGGAACCAGUGUAAAAAGUGUCUUCCUGUUGUGGAAUUUUUAUCUUGGGCAGAGCGUGAUCUUAAAGCAGGAUUUGUAUUGUUCACCAAGUCUCUGGUAUGCUGUCCCUACCGCCUGCCAGUUUUUGUGCAGGAGCUGUUUAUCCUGGCUGAACCAGUAGAGGCCUCAGUCACUCCACUUGCUGAGUAGUCACUAGCCUCAGCAUUUUCCCUCUCCCAAGCACACCGUUUCUGGGAGAGAAUUUUUGGCAGGCUGCUUGCAAGGAAUUGGUUGGGCCACUGAGAAGGCUGUAGGGGAAUCCAGAGGGACAAAACCGGGUGAAGGAGAAUGUGGGAACUGGAGAUACUCCAAAUGUUCUGAAACAUUUCAGAAAAGGACAAGAAAGGAAGAAAUGAGAAGUGAAACAAAGACAAAAGAGGAAGAACAGUGCUGGGAGGGCUGGUCUUUGGAGCUGCUGCGUGUUGGGAGAAGCCUGUAUCCGUAAAGAGCCAGUCUAGGGUUGGCCCUGUCUAUCCAAGUCCUGAUGUAAAAUGAGUACAAAUAUCCACAAACUCCUUUUUGGCAUUUCUGAGGCACUUACCAAGGAUGACCUGGCAGCUCUCAAGUUCCUCAGCCUGGAGCACAUCCCUUUGAGGAAGCAGGAGGGCAUCCAGGAGCCCAAGGCCUUCUUCCAAGCACUGCAGGAGAAAGGCCUGAUCGAGGUGGGGAAUCUGGCCUUCCUGAAGGAGCUGCUCUACCGGAUCAAUCGCAUGGACAUCCUGGCUUACCAGCUGGGCUGCAGCCGAGAGGAGAUGGAGAAGGAGCUUCAGAUCCCAGGCAGGGCAAAGGUGUCAACCUACAGACAACUGCUAUAUGGAAUUGCAGAAGACUUAACUCCAGAAGAUGUCAAGAGUGUGAAAUUCCUGCUGCAAAAACAAAUACCAAAGAGCAAGCUCCAGGAUAAUGCUUCAGUGUUGACGGUGUUACUGGAAAUGGAAAGAAACGGAGUAAUUAAAGAAGGUGAUGUGACAGUGCUGAAGGAUAUAUUAAGGGGAUUUAGAGCUGACCUAAAGAAAAAAAUUGAUAUCUAUGAAGAAAAAACUAAAGGUGUUCUGUUUAUCCUCCUCUUAGAGAAUGUUUCUGAGGAAAAACUCGGCUAUCCAACAUGCAUGUCUGUGAAUCCAGCAGGACAAGGAGCAGAGGGGGGAACACGGGCAUGCCUGUUUGGGGAAUCAUAUAAGAUGGAAAAUAACCCCCAUGGUUACUGUGUGAUUCUCAACAACUACAUUUUUAAAAAUCCUGAUGAAACCAGGGAAGGAACAGUGAAAGAUGGAGAGGCGCUGAGGAGGGUCUUUAAGUGGCUUCAGUUUGAGACAGUUGAGUACAUGGAUCUAGAAGCAAACCAAAUGUAUGCAAAAGUUAAAGAAUACAGCAAAAAAGAUCAUAGCAAUAUGGACUGUUUUGUUUGCUUCAUCCUUUCACAUGGUGAAAAAGACAAAAUAAAAGGCAUUGAUCAGGAGUUUGUGAAUAUCAAAGAUUUGCUCUCUUGCUUUAGUGGAUCUAACUGUCCUUCUCUCGCUGGAAAACCCAAGCUGUUUUUCAUCCAGGCUUGCCAAGGAUCUGUAGGUCAUCCAGCUGUCACAGUAAAAGAAGACUUUUCUGGCUGUCUAGAGACAGAUGCUAUCCCUCUGACUUCCAUACCUGACCAGGCUGAUAUUCUGGUUGGCAUGGCUACCGUGGAAGACUUUGAGUGCUACCGCUGCAUAAAGACUGGCAGUGUUUACAUUCAGUGCCUCUGUGACAAGAUGGAGUUGCUUUGCCCACUCCGCAAGGAUCUCAUAACCAUCCUGACAGAAGUGAACAAGGAAGUGGGAAGAAGAGUACUAAAUGGAUGGAAGCAGAUGCCAAAAAUAUCAUCAACCCUAAGGAAGCAAUUGAUCUUCCAAAUUCCACAAUCCCAGUCAACUGAAAAUUACAAAAAAUAAGGACACAGUCAAUUAGGAAUCACUCUUGGAAUGGGCCUCCACGUGGAAUUCAAAAGAAUUUGCAAGAGAAAUUGUCUGAAUCCAUGUAGUUAGUUCACAGUCCUGCAAGGGGCCAUGUGGCCUCAAUUUUCUGAUUCCCAUGCUUAUUCAGUCUCCUGGCACCUGGAUCUGUAGCAGUCUGAUAGGGCAAGGGAGAAGUACAGACCUGCCUUCCUGUCUUGCAGAAGCAGUGGAGUCCAUUCAGUCCUCAUUUCAAGUGAGGAAACAUUUCAAAGCAGUAUGAUUCUUAAGCAUUGUUGAAAGUGCCAGUGGAAAUACUAUUUCUGUCUGUGUUAAGAGAAUGCAUCCUUGAAAUCUGAAGAAAAUAGCCAUUAGAUGCAAAGUGCAAGGAUCCCUUCCCAGGGAGUGUGGGGGGGAUUUUAACAGAUUUACCAGAAGUGUAUCAUGGGCUAUCUGGAAGCUGUAUUCACAGAAAAUAAUAACGGAAGCUGUAUUCUUCAUGAAAAAUAAUAUCCCUGCCAAGAAGGACCAAAAAAAGAUGAUGGCAACAAUGGUGAUGAUGAUGUUACAAGUCUGCAUUUCUCUGGUUCUUUCCCUCCAAAGUUUUGUUUGCUUCAUAUUAGUAAUUAACUCAGCUAAAGAGCACUGAGAUUUAUAAACUUUUUUGAUAGUAGGGGUUCUGUUUGUGCUUUUUUUUUCAGAGCACUUAAGGGCAAUCUGUAUUGAGUAGCUGUCAAACUUGUGGAAGGAAGGUCUCACUCCUUUAGAACCACAAUUCUGAGAUGCCUUCCCCUCCUGGCAACUGACUCUAGGUCCCAUGGGCUCUUUGUAAUAAAUGCUCCUGGUUUCCAUGUCA